Messenger RNA from Cervus elaphus (red deer), 980 nucleotides. RefSeq names its product protein SCO2 homolog, mitochondrial (gene SCO2). NCBI's taxonomy places the organism in Eukaryota, Metazoa, Chordata, Mammalia, Artiodactyla, Cervidae. The record is from RefSeq and is a predicted model, not a curated record. The transcript is spliced from 2 exons. Gene Ontology annotation, biological process: mitochondrial respiratory chain complex IV assembly; intracellular copper ion homeostasis. Gene Ontology annotation, molecular function: copper ion binding; copper chaperone activity. Gene Ontology annotation, cellular component: mitochondrial inner membrane. Bases 153 to 953 code for a protein of 266 amino acids.
GCACGUUUUGUCAGGGAGGAAGGUGGUGUGAACAGGCUAAGGGACGUGUCCAAGGUCGUGCAGCCUAGGAACCGUCGGACGGGCAGAGGCCGGACGUUUAGGAGUCUUCGAGAGGGUCCCCCCAGGAGCGCCUGAACAGAAGCAUCGGGUCCAUGCUGCUGCUGGCUCGGGCACCCAAAGCUUGGCACAGGCUCUUUCAGCUCAAGCCUCUGGCCCUCCCCGGGACCCCAGGAGGCAAGGCCCAGCAUGUGAGAUACCAGCUCUUCUCAACGCCAAGCCCUGCAGAGACAGGCAGGCAGGGCCAACCCCAGGGUCCUGGCCUGCGAACCAGGUUGCUCGUCACAGCCUUGAUUGGGGCUGGACUGGGUGGGGCCUGGCUGGCCGUGAGGGCCGAGAAGGAGCGGUGGCAGCAGCACCAGCGGACAGAGGCCCUGCGGCAGGCUGCUGUGGGCCAGGGCGACUUCAGCCUACUGGACCACCGGGGCCAAGUGCGCUGCAAAGCUGACUUCCGGGGCCAGUGGGUGCUGCUGUACUUCGGCUUCACUCACUGCCCUGACAUCUGCCCCGACGAGCUGGAGAAGCUGGUGCGGGUGGUGCGGCAGCUGGAGGCGGAGCCCGGCCUGCCCCCUGUGCAGCCCCUCUUCAUCACCGUGGACCCCGAGCGGGACACCGUGGCUGCCAUGGCCCGCUAUGUGCAGGACUUCCACCCAAGGCUGCUGGGCCUGACUGGCUCCGAGGAGCAGAUCGCCCAGGUGAGCCGUAGCUACCGCGUGUACUACAGUGCCGGCCCCAAGGACGAAGACCAGGACUACAUCGUGGACCACUCCGUCGCCAUCUACCUGCUCAGCCCCGACGGCCUCUUCACGGACUACUACAGCAGGGCCAGGUCGGCCGAGCAGAUCUCAGACAGCGUGCGGCGCCACAUGGCUGCCUUCCGCAGCGUCCUGUGCUAAGCCGGGUCAUUAAAAGGCUGUGAUGGA